This is a messenger RNA of Trifolium pratense (red clover), 1893 nucleotides long. Its product is annotated as DNA repair protein recA homolog 3, mitochondrial-like. The record is from RefSeq and is a predicted model, not a curated record. Gene Ontology annotation, molecular function: single-stranded DNA binding; ATP binding; ATP hydrolysis activity. Gene Ontology annotation, biological process: DNA repair. The transcript has 8 exons. Lineage: Eukaryota; Viridiplantae; Streptophyta; Magnoliopsida; Fabales; Fabaceae. Bases 206 to 1483 code for a protein of 425 amino acids.
AACAUGCUAUGAGCCCAAUACCCACAUUACACACAAAUGGUAUUUUCUUCCUCUUUUGAGAAAGAGAAUGGAAAAUUAAAAAUGGAGGGAAAUUAAACAAACCCUAAUAACUAAACAAACUCAAAUUCAGGGUCCAUUUCUCCAUGCAAUUUCCAUAAAAUCAAAUAGAUUUUUUACUGAGCUUUCAUUUUUGUGUUCCUAUUCAAUGGCGAGGCUACUUCGAAGCGCCAACACUUUUCUCCUCAAUCGCUCUUUCUUCAACCAUGGCCUUCCAACGCGCCAACACUUCAAAAAUGGAGUAUUGGGCACACCUCAAGUUUUGAGCUUUUCAACUAAUAAAGGUAAGAAGCGCGCUAAAUCAGAUGGAAGUGACUCGGGUGAAGAUAACAUGUCUAAGAAAGAUUUAGCCCUACAACAAGCCAUGGAUCAGAUCACCUCUACAUUUGGAAAGGGAUCUAUCAUGUGGCUUGGUCGUACUGUCUCACCCAAAAAUGUACCUGUAGUGUCAACUGGUUCUUUUGCUCUUGAUAUAGCCCUAGGAAUCUUUGGUCUUCCAAAGGGGCGCGUUGUGGAAAUAUUCGGUCCAGAGGCUUCUGGGAAAACAACUCUUGCUUUGCAUGUGAUUGCAGAGGCACAGAAGCAAGGAGGCUAUUGCGCCUUUAUUGAUGCUGAGCAUGCACUUGAUAAGUCACUUGCAGAGUCUAUCGGUGUAAAUACCCAGAACUUGCUUCUUUCACAGCCAGAUUGUGGUGAACAGGCACUUAGCCUCGUGGAUACCUUAAUUCGGAGUGGUUCGAUUGAUGUAAUUGUUGUCGAUAGCGUAAGUGUGGCUGCUCUUGUUCCUAAAGGUGAGCUUGAUGGUGAGAUGGGUGAUGCUCACAUGGCAAUGCAAGCUAGGUUGAUGAGCCAGGCUCUUCGGAAAUUGUGCCACUCCUUGUCGCUUUCACAGUGUAUAUUGAUUUUUAUAAAUCAGGUAAGGUCAAAGAUUUCUACUUUUGGUGGAUUCGGAGGGCCUACUGAAGUUACUUGUGGUGGCAAUGCAUUGAAGUUCUAUUCUUCUGUGAGGCUAAAUAUCAAAAGAAUAGGUUUUGUCAAGAAGGGUGAAGAGAUUUUAGGAAGCCAGGUUCUUGUCAAAGUUGUGAAGAACAAGCACGCCCCUCCAUUUAAAACUGCGCAGUUUGAGCUUGAAUUUGGAAAGGGCAUAUGCCGAGAAGCAGAGAUUAUAGAGUUGAGCAUAAAACACAAAUUCAUAAAAAAGAGCGGUUCGUUUUACGAAUACAAUUGCAAGAAUUUCCACGGCAAGGAAGCACUAAAAAAUCACCUGAUCAACAGCGACGGCUUACAAGAAUUAACAACAAAGCUUAGGGAAAAGCUUCUCAAUGCCGAGUCAGAAACAGUUUUGGAACAGCAGGCCAUAGAUGGAGAUAUUAUGGAAGAAACGUUAUCUCAUGAUGAAGAAGCUGCUAUUGUUGCAGAAGCUUGAAUUCACACAUUAUGUUAUGUUUUGAUUGCGGAAUUGAUCACAACUGAUGCACUCAAAUGAAUGUGGCUCUAAAAUGCAACCGGUUCUUCCUAUGCUUGUUUCGAUUGACAUCGUUCCUUACAGGCCAUGUGAAAGUUUUGUGGAGGAGGAAUCAAGUUUUGUGACUAUCUAGUUAGGAAUCAAGUGUCAAUGCUAGUCAAGGAUAUUAAUCUACAAUCUGUAUUAUAGUAUUGAUGCAUAUAUGUAGAGUAUGCAUUUGGUCGAGCAGUGGACAACUGUCACCGCGAGUUUAGAACUCUUAUUGGUUUUUUUUUUUGAAGCUUCAAUGUGUAGCUUCUGUUCUACAUGAUUUUUUCCAUUGUGAUUGAUACUUGAUAUUUUUCUAAACACAAUGGUACUCUUGCAUUUAA